AUGGCAGGCUCACCGGGUCCCAGUGCCCUGCAUAGCUCAUUCGAUCUGAUACAUGCUCGCAGCUGCCACAAAUGUAAUCAGAGGAAGACCCGCUGCAGCAAGACGCUUCCAUGCACUAGUUGCUUCAAGCUAGGAGUGGAAUGUGUCUUUCCGCCUCCAGGCCGAGCACCUCGCAGAAAAAAGAGAGCCUUGAAAGCUGAGUUGGUUUCGCGAGUGAAGUAUCUGGAAAAUCGGCUCCAAGGUCUUGGCGAGGAAGCCAAGCGUCCUCAGACUCCUCACUCCAAUCAUGGUGAUUCAAACACGGAAGACAUAUCCCUGAUCAGCGAUGUCGUCUCGCCCUUGAAGUUCCCGAAGGACAAAAAAAUCACAAGUGGAAAAAACGGUCCAUUUGGACAGCUAAUAACGGAUGACGAGGGGAGACAAUACGUGGAGCAUGAAGCUCUCAUUGGUUUUCAGAAUGAGAUAACAAGCAUCUCCAGCAGAGAACCAUCAACUAGAGAACCAAAGGAGAGCCACUCCCAAGGGAAAACCUCAAGUACAUGCAUGUUCGGCUUUCGCGCUCUUGCAAAAUCUCUUCAUGGACUGAAUCCACCACCACUCACCAGCCGCCUUUUAUGGGGCAUUUACGAAAGGAAUGUGGCACCAUUGGUCUCAAUUCUUCACAAACCAACUAUCCAUCGACUGGUCAGGAAAGCAGCCACCAAUGCUGAAUUUCUCGAUUCAACCGAUGAGGCACUGGUAUUUGCUGUAUACUUUGCCGCUAUUGCGAGCAUGAAACCUGAAGACUGUCUAGAGAAAUGGAAGACCGACCAUGAUACGCUCGUUCAACAUUACCGCUUUGCAACGGAGCAGGCCCUGGCUCGGGCUGACUUCCUCAAAACACGCAGCCUGGUUGUAUUGCAAGCUUUGAUGGUGUUCUUGACUGCUUUAUGGCGGGCCGAAGAUGGGCGCUUCGUUUGGGCCAUGACAUCUGUUGUGUACAGACUCGCACAGGGGUCGGGUCUACACCGAGAUGGAUCGAAACUAGGCCUGAGCCCUUUUGAAACAGAGAUGCGCCGACGGCUAUGGUGGUACAUCUACCUUCUCGAUGCACAAUCAUCAGAGGCACAAGCCAUCGGUCGUUUAAUUUAUGAAGGAACCUACGAUACCAAGCUUCCACUUAAUGUCAACGAUGACGAUAUUUUCCCGGAGGCAAUGGAGCCAUUUACAGAGCGCACUGGGUUUACCGAAAUGACAUUUUGUCUCAUCCGAUGCGAAAUCAACAUCCGAUCCCGUCAGUUGUGCGGAAAUACAAAGCCUAGUCUUACACCGAGGCGGCCAGGCAUUGAAGAGACUGAAAACAACUUGAACGAGAUCAACUCCUUCAUGGAAAAGACCCACCUCCAAUUCUGUGAUUUGAAUGUGCCAAUCCAAUGUACUGCAGCUACGAUAACACGGAUUGCGCUGGCGCGGUCAUGGCUCAUUGCCCAUUUCACUCUCAUUACCAACGGCGAACUAAGCACGGACCGGUGGCAACAGCGGCGGGAGACUCUUUUUCAAACCGCCAUCGAUGUUCUAGAGUUCACCCAUUUGCUGGAAACAAGCACAGAGACAGCAGAUUGGAUCUGGCUAUUCAAGAUGUAUCGGCAGUGGCACGCACUAGUCUUCAUUCUAUCCGAAAUAUGCGUGCGACCAGCAUCGACCAUCGCAGACCGCGCAUGGUUGAUAGCGAAUCUGACGUUUCAACAUUGGCAACAGGAUGGACCUCCGAAAGGCUGGGUUCUUUGGAAGCCACUCUCGCGUCUAUUUGAACGCGCUACCUCAAAACGAACAGAGCAACAAGGUGUACUAGACAUUGAGCAGCUGGAGAAGGAUCUACAGCUGCCAGUUUCGUUUUCUGUGGACUCAUUGCAAAUUUCGCCUGUUUGGGCUUCCCAGAACCCAGGCCUCGGCUCCAUGGAACAGAUGCCAGCAGCGGGUAUUGACACUUCAUCUAUGGACAUAUAUCGAGAGAUAAUGCGAGAUGCUGGUUCAAUAUUUGAUUGGGAUGAUAACCAGGCCUGA
Messenger RNA from Penicillium antarcticum, 2043 nucleotides. RefSeq lists its product as uncharacterized. Bases 1 to 2043 code for a protein of 680 amino acids. The transcript is spliced from 2 exons. Gene Ontology annotation, biological process: DNA-templated transcription; regulation of DNA-templated transcription. Gene Ontology annotation, molecular function: DNA binding; zinc ion binding; DNA-binding transcription factor activity, RNA polymerase II-specific. Lineage: Eukaryota; Fungi; Ascomycota; Eurotiomycetes; Eurotiales; Aspergillaceae. The record is from RefSeq and is a predicted model, not a curated record.